Molecule: messenger RNA, 1416 nt
Organism: Sinocyclocheilus anshuiensis
Lineage: Eukaryota; Metazoa; Chordata; Actinopteri; Cypriniformes; Cyprinidae
Product: gastrula zinc finger protein XlCGF8.2DB-like
Exons: 3
Coding region: 151-1242 (363 amino acids)
Biological process (GO): regulation of transcription by RNA polymerase II
Cellular component (GO): nucleus
Molecular function (GO): DNA-binding transcription factor activity, RNA polymerase II-specific
Source: RefSeq, a predicted model, not a curated record
CUUUUAUUUUGAACUAGUGCCAUGACGUCACAAGGCUGCGCCGCUUUCCUGCAUCUGUCGUGGUUCGGCUGAAGAAAGGACAAAGUGUCCAAACUCACAGAAAAACUCCUGCUGAAGUGACUGAGACACACGUGACACACAAUUAUAAAGAUGGAGUAUAUUAAAGAGGAGAGUGAAGACGUGAAGAUUGAAGAAACAUUCAGAGUCAAACAUGAAGAUACUGAGACACAAACAGACUUGAUGUCACGUAAAGAGGAGAGACAAGAAUGGAAUGAAAUGGAAGACAAAGAUCAGUAUGAGAUGCAUCAUAAAUUGGUGGUUUCUCCAGUGAAGUCAAGUUGCUCACAGACUAAAAAGACUUCAUCACGAAAAAGAGCUCAAAAGACAGGAGCUAUACGUCAUUUCGCCUGCCAACAAUGUGGAAAGAUUUUCACUGUAAAAAGAAACCUUGAUGUUCAUACUAGAAUUCACACUGGAGAAAAGCCUUACAGCUGCCAGCAGUGUGGGAAAUGUUAUAUUAAAAAGGGAACCCUUAAAGACCACAUGAGAACUCACACUGGAGAGAAACCGUACACAUGCCCUCAAUGUGGAGUAAGUUUCACUCAAAAAGGAAUCCUUGAAAGGCACAUUAGAAUUCACACUGGAGAGAAGCCGUUCACCUGCCAAGAGUGUGGAAAUAGCUUCAUUCGAAAAGGAUGUCUUAAAGGCCACAUGAGAAUUCAUACUGGAGAGCAGCCUUACAAAUGCUCUCAAUGUGGAAAGAGUUUUACAUAUAAACAAGGUCUUAAUGCACACAUGAAAAUUCACACAGGAGAGAAGCCUUACAUAUGUGAUGAGUGUGGAAAGAGUUUCUAUCAACAAGGAUACCUCAAAUUCCACAUGAGGAGUCACUCUGGAGAGAGUCCUUUCACCUGCCAACAAUGUGGAAAGAGUUUUACAAGAAAAGCAAACCUUGAAGUCCACAUGAGAAUCCACACUGGAGAAAAGCCGUUCAUAUGCCCUCAGUGUGCAAAGAGUUUCCAUCAACCAGCAAACCUCAGAGUCCACAUGAGAAUUCACACUGGAGAGAAACAUUUUACCUGCCAACAGUGUGGAAAGAGUUUCACUCAAAAUGGAAACCUCAAAGCCCACAUGAGGAUUCACUUAAGACCGAACAGUUUUAUGUGUCAUGUGUGUGGAGUGAGUUUCACGGACAGGAACGAAUAUAAGAAUCAUGUAACAACUCACACUGGAGAGACAUGAGAAUUCACAGUGAAGUGAAGCCUUUCACAUGCUUCCCUGAGGAAAGAGUUUCAGAGUCAUAUGAGGCAUUACAAGCCAUUUACUUAUCUUAAAGUGCUAGUUCACCCAAACUUAGUUAACCCUCAAGUAGUUCCAAACCUGUAUGAGUUUUUUUCUUAAGGCUGGAAUACAUUA